AUGACUGCAGUGUACAACAAGUGGCAUGAAACCGAGCUCGAGCGUUGGCUCUCCGACCAUGAUGUCCCCUAUCCCAGUCCUGCCGACAGAAAAGACCUUGAGAAUUUAGUCAAAGACAAUUGGCAAGCCAAGGUGGUCGAGCCUGUUGCUACAGCCGGGAGCAAAACCAAUGAGCACUACGGUAGCGUCAAAGAUUGGAUUUUCGACAGCUGGAGCGACUCAUCGCUGAAAGCAUUCCUGGACUACCACAAGAUUCCCGCCCCGCAGCCACGCACCAGAGACAGUCUCUUGACCACUGUCCGUCAGAACUAUGACACUGUUGCAAAGAAGAUUGGAGAAUAUGCCGCUUACCCUGGCGACUGGCUGUACUCAACCUGGUCUGAGUCUGACUUGAAGGAAUGGCUCGACGAACGCGGCAUUCCUGCUCCUCAGCCUAGCACUCGCGACAAGCUCAUCGCACAAGUUCGCCGUCAUGCUCGUCAAGCCUCCUCCACUGCGUCAAAGGCCGCCUCCGCAGCCAGUGCCUCAUAUUCGAGCGGAAUCGCGCAGGCCAGCAAGUCUGCUGCAAGUGCACAAGCUGGCCUUAGCGACGCUCUGUUUGAUGCUUGGUCCGACAGCCAACUGAAAGAUUUCCUUGACAGCCACGGCGUCCCUGUCCCCCAAGGCAGCAAGAAGAAUGAAUUGAUCGCUUUGGCACGCAAGCACCGCGCACAGGCUGAGAAGUCAGCGUCAUCUGUUUCUGGAUCUCUCUCUGGAGCUGCGUCUUCUGCUUCUGGGUCUCUUUCUGGAUCUGCGGCUUCCGCAUAUGGGUCUCUCUCUGGAUCUGCGGCUUCUGCAUAUGGUGCGGCCACAUCAUCCGCCGGGAACCAAUGGGCCAAAGCCACGGAUGACGCUUCUCUCGUGGCCGAGGAUGCCUUCAACAAGAUUACGGAAUCCUGGUCUGAUUCGCGCCUCAAGGCCUACCUUGACUCGCGUGGUGUUCCAGUCCCACAGGCCAGCAAGCGUGAUGAGCUCCUAAAGCAAGUCCGACUGAACAAGCACAAGGCCGCCACCGGUUGGUCUGCAUGGACAUUCGAUACCUGGACUGUUGACAACCUCAAGAACUAUCUCGCUGCUCACGGCAAGAAGGCCAAGAAGAACGCGGACGUAAGUCGUCAAGAGCUCGUCAAACAGGCCCAAGACACCUAUGCCUCCGCUUCCAAGGCUGGUGGCUCCAACUACGCAUCGAUCACUAGCUAUCUUGCCAAACAAACCGAUGCUGCAAAGGAUACCGCUUUCGACACCUGGUCAGACAGUGACUUGAAGGAUUAUCUCGACAGCUACGGCGUCCCCAACUAUCAAGGUUCCACGACCAAUGAACUUCGAGCCGCAGCCAAGAAGCAAGCCAACUAUUUCCGAUAUGGCACUUCCUCGCCCUCUGAGACUAUCUAUGAACGAAUUAAGAAUGGUCUGCAAUGGGUUCUAGCACAAGCUCAGGGGUCAGCUUCGUCGGCGUCUGCCACUCUCUCUGCUUCUGGAAGCUCGGCGGCCAGCAUUGCCUCUCAGACUGCUUCCAAGAGUGCUUCCUCUGCUUCCAAGGUUGCUUCCAAGAGUGCCUCCUCUGCUUCCAAGGUUGCUUCCAAGAGUGCUUCGAGUGCCAAGGCAGAGUUGUAA
Capronia coronata CBS 617.96 is the source of this 1653-nucleotide messenger RNA. RefSeq lists its product as uncharacterized. The record is from RefSeq and is a predicted model, not a curated record. The coding region runs from base 1 to 1653 and encodes 550 amino acids. NCBI's taxonomy places the organism in Eukaryota, Fungi, Ascomycota, Eurotiomycetes, Chaetothyriales, Herpotrichiellaceae. The transcript is spliced from 2 exons.